AUGCUCGGGAGAAGCCUCACAGAUGUCCGGCCACUGCAGCGGUCGCUAUGCGCCCUAAUAGCUCGGGCUCAAUUCUCCGGAUCGGCCUCCACGUCCGGUUGCUAUCUUCUGAAGGCGCCCGAGACGAGGAAUGAUGUUAGGAGAUUUAAAAAGACGUCCGUGCGCAGCAAGCACGUCGAAAGUGUCGUGGUGAAAAAGACGAAGAGCACGAAGCGCCCCGUUGAUGUUUACGAGAAUAUGACGAUAAAGGAGCUCGUCGCGUCGCUGGGCGAGGAUUUUGACUCGGUUUCGGAUGUGCUCUUCAACAUCGACCAGCGAAACCUGGAGGUCGUGGCGGAAAACAAACCGAUCGAUAAAGAAUCGUUGGCAAAGCUCCUCUCCGUUUACAACGCCCGCCCCCGCCUAAUACCGAGGCCGAAAUUGGAGGAGGAAGACUUGGAUCUAUACCCACAGCCCGCCCCACCUGCCAGCGAAUGCGUCAAACGCUCACCGGUCGUGACAAUUAUGGGCCACGUUGAUCACGGGAAAACGACAUUACUAGACGCGUUGAGAAGCUCACGAAUUGUGGAGGGCGAAUUCGGCGGUAUCACGCAGCAUAUUGGCGCUUUUUCAGUGGAUUUAAAAGGCGCGGGAAGGCGGGUGACCUUCUUGGACACGCCGGGGCACUCGGCUUUUGCGGCGAUGCGGGAGCGAGGAGCGCGCGCCACGGAUAUUGUCGUACUCGUCGUCGCCGCUGACGAUGGCGUGAAAGAGCAGACUGUUCAGAGCAUUAAGUUCGCCCAAGACGCCGGCGUGCCGAUAGUGGUGGCUGUGAACAAAGUGGAUAAGCCGGAAGCGGAUCCGGAGCGCGCCAAGCGUGAUCUGCUGCAGCACAACGUCGUCGUCGAGUCGCUGGGCGGCGAAUCGCAAUGCAUCGAGGUGUCCGCGCUAUACAGAAAGAAUUUGCCAGCGAUACAGGAGGCAAUCCUGAUCCAGGCCGACUUGAUGGAGCUGAAAUCCACGAAAAAUGGGCUCGUUGAAGGGGUCGUCAUCGAAAGCACCACUCAACAUGGCGUCGGCAAGGUGUGCACCGUGUUGGUGACGCGCGGCGUGCUGAAGAAGGGAAAAUAUCUCGUUUGCGGCCAUGCAUUGUGCAGGGUGCGGACGAUGACCGACGAGAAUGGGAAGCCAAUGGCCGAGGCGGGCCCUAGUACGCCGGUCCAGAUUUCGGGCUGGAAGGAGGAGCUGCCGACCCCGGGCGACCAGGUGCUCGAAGCCCCGACAGCGGACCGGGCCCAAAAAUGCAUCGACUACCGGGCGAAGCGGGCCAUGGAGAGCAAGGCGGCCAAGGACUGGGAAGAAAUUGCCGGCCAGCGUGAAGAAGAGCGGGCGGCAUAUUUGGCAAAUCGCCAGGCGCUCCUGGACAAGGGCUGGCGCUACGGGUCGACGAUUCGCCAGGUGGUGCACAAAACGCAGAAGUAUCUGCGCGACGAGGGCGGCCAGGAGAAGCCGUCGCUGGCCAUUAUUCUCCGAACCGACGUAGAAGGAACGCUGGAGGCCAUCCUCGACGUCAUCAACACGUAUUCCAGCGAAAAAUGCGAUUUUCAGCUAGUCGACUUUGGAGUGGGAGCGCCGACGGAGAAGGAGCUCGAGCUGGCCAAGGAUACGAAUGCUAUCAUCUACAACUUCAACCUGACGGUUCCGCCCAAAAUUCGAGCGCAAGCCGAGAGCGAGGGUGUCCGUAUUGAAGGCUUCAACGUCAUCUAUCGGCUAGUCGACGGGCUGAAGGCGGAGCUAAACUCGAGAUUGCCGCUGGUCACCGAGCUCGAGCCGCUCGGCGAGGGCCACAUUUUGAAGGAAUUCCUGCUCUCGGAUCGUGGGCGCAAGAAGCAACCGGUCGCCGGCGUGCUGGUCGAUUGGGGCAGUUUUGGAAGAACGUGCAUCUUCCGCUUCUCCCGCCUGGGCGCCGUCUACUACGAGGGCCCGGUCGAGUCGAUGAAGUGCGCGAACGAGACGGUCGGCACGGCAAAGACGAAUACGGAAGUCGGCCUGCUGCUGCCCAACAAGGAAAUCCGCUUCAAGACCGACGACCAGGUGGUGGUGCUCGAAAAGAAGGAGGUUCGCCAAGAGAUCGACUGGUACCCGUCGGGCUUC
Mesorhabditis spiculigera is the source of this 2133-nucleotide messenger RNA. NCBI's taxonomy places the organism in Eukaryota, Metazoa, Nematoda, Chromadorea, Rhabditida, Rhabditidae. The record is from the annotation of a GenBank genome assembly.